UUGGCCGGCGGUUCCAUUCACCAGCAGCAGCAAGCACAGCUCAAGCGCAAGCUUCUUCCUGAUUAAUAGUGCAGUGCAGUUGCCUGGCCAUCCAUCGUCGUCCUCGAUCGCAUUGCCUGGCCGAGAAGGAAGCCAAGAUAUUUCUUGGCGCGUGGGGAUGGCGUCGAGGGCUGUGAUGGUGGCGGUGCUGGUCGCGGCGAUGGCGGCGACGUGCGCGCGGGCGCAGCUGCACGAGAAGUUCUACGGCGAGUCGUGCCCCAGCGUGGAGGACGUGGUGAGGAAGGAGAUGGUGAGGGCGCUGUCACUGGCGCCCAGCCUCGCCGGGCCGCUCCUCCGGAUGCACUUCCAUGACUGCUUCGUCAGGGGGUGCGACGGGUCUGUUCUGCUCGACUCAGCGAACAAGACGGCGGAGAAGGACGCGAAGCCGAACCAGACGCUCCGUGGCUUCGACUUCGUCGAGAAAGUGAAGGCCGCCGUGGAGAAGGCCUGCCCCGACACCGUCUCCUGCGCCGACAUACUCGCCCUCAUGGCCAGGGACGCAGUCUGGCUGAGCAAGGGCCCAUUCUGGGAGGUCCCCCUCGGCCGGCGUGACGGCAGCGUGUCCAUCUCCAACGAGACCGACCAGCUGCCGCCCCCGACCGCCAACUUCACCGUGCUCACCCAGCUCUUCGCCGCCAAGAAGCUCGACGCCAAGGACCUCGUCGUCCUCUCCGCCGGGCACACCAUCGGGACGUCGCACUGCUUCUCCUUCUCCGACCGUCUCUACAACUUCACCGGCAGGGUCAACCCCACCGACAUUGACCCCACGCUGGAGCCGCAGUACAUGGCGAAGCUGAGGAACAAGUGCACCAGCCUCAACGACAACACCACGCUCGUGGAGAUGGACCCCGGGAGCUUCAGGACCUUCGACCUCGCCUACUUCAAGAACGUCGUCAAGCGGAGGGGCCUCUUCCACUCCGACGGCGCGCUGCUCACCAACGCCUUCACCCGCGCCUACGUCGAGCGCCACGCCGGCGGUGGCUACAAGGAGGAGUUCUUCGCCGACUUCGCUGCCUCCAUGAUCAAGAUGGGCAACGCGGACGUGCUCACCGGAAGCCAGGGCGAGAUCAGGAAGAAGUGCAACGUGCCCAAUCAUUAAACUGACGGAUGCAGAAAGGCCCGCCGUUCGCAGCUAGCAUGACACCGUGUUGAUGAGGCUUCUCAUUUGUGACCAUCUUUUCCCGUGUAGAUUAUAAUUACUUCCUCCCUCCUCAUCUCUUAUACACAUCCCACACCUUACGCACCCAAGCUUUCACUUUAUUGAUUGAUUGUUUUGUUCUGUUACAUCCAUGUAAAGUUUCCUCCAAGAACUCAAUCACAAUAAACCUUGUUUCUUCCA
Messenger RNA from Hordeum vulgare subsp. vulgare (domesticated barley), 1378 nucleotides. Its product is annotated as peroxidase 1-like. Bases 158 to 1138 code for a protein of 326 amino acids. The record is from RefSeq and is a predicted model, not a curated record. Gene Ontology annotation, molecular function: heme binding; peroxidase activity. Lineage: Eukaryota; Viridiplantae; Streptophyta; Magnoliopsida; Poales; Poaceae. The transcript is spliced from 3 exons. Gene Ontology annotation, biological process: response to oxidative stress; hydrogen peroxide catabolic process. Gene Ontology annotation, cellular component: plant-type cell wall; plasmodesma.